AAGAUCCUUCCGCCCGUCCCUGCUGAAGACACGGGAACGCGCACGCUGCACUCCUUACCAAUGUAAGCGCGUCUGCCACUUGAAAACAACCAGCAAACUCGCCGCAGAGGCUCAAGCAAGACCUUGCUCUGGUAAAGCCUCGGUAAAGAGCGUGCGGUGACUUAAAAUGAAAGUUCAUUCAGACGCUGGUUCGCAGACACAAAGUUGCUCCAGCAGUGACGAGGAGGGAUCAAACAGCCUCUGCGAUAACCAGUUUAUCGUUGUCAAGCUUGAAGAUGAAGAUCCAGAAACCGAGAUGGACCUGAGUAUAUUCGCUCCUGUCGAGUCCUCGGAGUGUGAAGAUGAGGAUGAGGAUGAGCUUUCAGACUCAUCCGGCGUGUCUAGCUGGAGAAAGAAGAGCACCAGAGAGCGAGCCUCAGAUAACCAGGAGGAUUCGGCAGCCCUUGAGAAAGUGUCUUCCAGCAGGAGUUUAAAAGGACAGCGAAAGAGCCGACGGACCUCUCUGGCUGAGCAGAGACACAAGCAGAGUCUGGACUGUAGUGCAGCAAACAGGGACAUGAAUGUAGGACUCCUGUCUGAGGAUCACACAUUUCACCGAGCUGUGCCUCCGUCUGAUUCAGCCAGAGGUCCUGCAGAGAUGUCUGGACUCGACACUGGACUCAGCCCUUUAGCUGCCAUGGAGCCUCCUGUAUUUCCAAAUGCACCAGUACAGAGCAAAUCUGUUGUUGGGGAGGAUCAGCAGAAUAUACUACUUGAGGUCCUGAACCAUUGUAGGUUUCUGCAUGCAGCAGUGCAGAGGCUUGAAGAGAAGAUUGACAGACAGAUGUCAAAUGAGUCAUCAUAUGAAAGGAGCUCAGCGAAGCUGAAGAAUGGUUCAAAGCACAAAAGAAAAAUGGAUUCUGCAUUAAAUGAACAAGUUAAUUUUGACAGCCCUAGUGAUAAAGUAUCCCACAUCUCUAAGAGAGGGGCAUCUCUGCCGGCUGAAGAAGGGCAGCUGUCCUGGUCUUUGGCCCAGCGACUCGAUCCACCAGUCCAGAGAAACCCACGCUGGAUCCCUCCCUGGAAACGAGGGCUGGACAGAGCAGACCUUCAGCAGGCUGUCAACAGCAGCCUUCAGUCGGACAAACCUCCUGGCAGUAGACGAGGGAGAGGCAGGGGCAGAGGACGCGGUUGCAGCAGCAGAUCCCAGCGUCACUCUCAAACUCCUGAUCCUGCAUCACUCAUGUCAAAGCCCAGUGGAGAUGAGAUCGUCACUGCAUCAACAGAUGAUCCACAGUUGUGCCAAAUAAUGAAGAACGGCUCUCAGGCUAACACUGGCUCAAAGCGUCAGCAGAAAAGAAAGAAAACCUUGGCUCAGGUGGACAAGGAGAAAAUUGAACUGGAGAAGAUGCCCAACAAUAAAGAGGCCACACUUGAACUUCAGGGUGACAACAAAGUAAUGAUCGGAAGCCCUUUGCGGAAAGUGUGGAUCCCGCUGUCUGUGUACAAGGAGGUGUUUAAGCAGGUGGAUCCCCAGAAGGCUGUAGUGCCUGUGCUUCACGCUCUUUUCCCCAUCAGCACUCUGUCCUGCAGUGCAGUCACAGGAAACCCUGCAAAAGGCAUCCAGCAACUCAACCCCAACAAAAUAGAAGCCCUUCGAGAGUUUCUUGCUGAGAUGUUCCCACAGUUUGAUGUCGGCGUGAGGGGUGUGUCGUGGGCACAGUGUCUUGGAGUGAUAAAUAACAUCACCAAAGACCUCAACAAAAAAGCUGAAAAAAACAUCACAUCUGCCAACAGAGGUUUGUGACACAAGAAGUGAUUGUUCAUACUCCGGAGGAUCUGACACUCAUACUCUGUUCAAUGUGACUUGUGAACCUAAACCUGUUUUAUUCACUUCAGUCAAUCAUCUAAACUGAUACAAUGUCCGUAACUGAAGUGCAAGGCCCUGUUUUGACAACAGCUAUUUUUUGUUUUCUUUUUUUUCUUCUCUCUCUCCUAUAGCUGCUAAGUUUCAGUGGAGAGAAAAAUUUUGAAAACGUAAUAUUAACAAUUAUUUGUUCUUAAUAAAUCCAUAUAUUAACCA
Messenger RNA from Cyprinus carpio (common carp), 2062 nucleotides. RefSeq lists its product as uncharacterized. The record is from RefSeq and is a predicted model, not a curated record. NCBI's taxonomy places the organism in Eukaryota, Metazoa, Chordata, Actinopteri, Cypriniformes, Cyprinidae. Gene Ontology annotation, molecular function: DNA binding.